AUGGUAGCGCAAGGCAGUCAACAGGCUCGUACCGUUACACCGAAGAGUCGCAUCGAUGCAGGCAACCGCUGGGGCACGGUGGUGGCUUUGACAGUCAAAUCCAUCCGUAAUGUUGAAGAAAAUGGAGCGAGACUUUUCGUGAACCCAAGCUGCAUAUUUUUAUAUCCAAAGCGCGAGGCCAGGGAAGAUGAGGCGCCCAUACAUCGAAGCGUGCUGGGCAGCAUUCGGCCAUGCAAACGAACCGGUAUAGUUACAGCUGCGAUCACUCUUCUGCAAUCCGGACAGGGAUUGGACAGCUGUGCUGGACUGAGCCACCAGGACCAGGACCACAGCAAGUUGAUCCAGAUCUACAUCAACUCCCCCAAUGACCAUGCUGUUUUCACUUCCAUCUCUCUCAAGAACUGCAACAACUUUGAAUUCUUCGACAGAAGCUUCUUUGGUCAAGUGUCAAGGUGCAGUUUCACGUGUGUGUUCUCUUCGUGUGUGUGUGUGUGUGUGUGUGUGUGUGUGUGUGUGUGUGUGUGUGUGUCUUCGUGUGUGUGUGUGUGUGUGUGUGUGUGUGUGUUCUCUCUCUCUCUGUCUCUGUCUCAUAUCUCCUUGUGCUCUCGCGCAGACACACACACACCCGAUCGGCGGCUCAGGAUUCAUCUGGACGAGCGUCAGCUUUUGCAGAACCAAGGAGCCAAGUCCUCUGGUAAAAACAAG
Monosiga brevicollis MX1 is the source of this 705-nucleotide messenger RNA. RefSeq lists its product as uncharacterized. The transcript is spliced from 2 exons. The record is from RefSeq and is a predicted model, not a curated record. The annotation marks the transcript as partial. NCBI's taxonomy places the organism in Eukaryota, Choanoflagellata, Craspedida, Salpingoecidae.